Molecule: messenger RNA, 1172 nt
Organism: Zymoseptoria tritici IPO323
Lineage: Eukaryota; Fungi; Ascomycota; Dothideomycetes; Mycosphaerellales; Mycosphaerellaceae
Exons: 3
Coding region: 61-1080 (339 amino acids)
Cellular component (GO): cytosol
Molecular function (GO): aldose reductase (NADPH) activity
Source: RefSeq, a predicted model, not a curated record
AUCUUCGUUAUCACGACAACAGCACCCACAAAAGUCUUGUACUGGAAGCAAAAUAACAGCAUGUCACUACCCAAAACCUUUGAUCUCAAAGCCGCGGAUGGCAAGACCAUUGCCAUGCCCUCAGUAGGAUAUGGAACUUGGGCUUCGGGCGGACAUGGCUGGGCGAAGGACGCCGUGCUUGAGGCGCUAAAGGCUGGCUACAGACAUCUUGAUUGUGCGUGGAUGUAUGGCGUCGACGAAGAAAUCGGAGCAGCUCUCAAAGAAUCUGGUAUCCCUCGAUCAGAAAUCUUCAUAACCUCCAAGUUCUGGCCUCACUUUGGAGCUCCGGAGAACAUUGAAGUGUGUCUUGACAUGGUACUCAAGCAGAUGGGUCUGGAUUACAUCGAUCUUUGGCUCGCUCACUGGCCAUAUGUGGCGAAGCCUGUGUCGAGAGAGGUCCUUCUCAAUUUGAAGGGUCCAGAGGGAGGAGAGCACGGUAAUGGAAUGCUGAAGGAUGACGGCAAACCUGUCGUUGACUGGGAGCAUACCUCGACGAACAUUUGCAAGCAAGCUGGCAAGGAAGGCUCAUUCGUACCCACCUGGAACGCCAUGAGAGCGCUUGUUCGCUCCGGCAAGACUCGCGCCAUCGGUCUCUCCAACUUCUCCGUCGCCGAGCUGGCAGAUAUCAUCCCGCACGCUUCCGACGUGCCCAUUUCCUGCAACCAGAUCGAAGUGCACCCAUGGCUUCCACAGACUGAGCUCGUUGACUUUGGAAAGAAGAACGGCAUCCUCACCACUUGCUACUCUCCCUUCGCCGGCCAGAAAGCCGACGGUGCGACGCUCUUGAAAGACGAGAAGAUUCUUGAGCUGGCGAAGAAGAACGAUAUGGAUGUUGGUCAACUGCUUCAGAGCUGGGCUGUUGGACGAGGCACGGUGCCACUAGGCAAGAGCGCUACUCCAAGCAGGAUCAAGAGCAAUUUGGCGAUUAGGAAAUUGAGCGAGGAGGACACAAAGGCGAUUGAUGCUCUCGCUCAGCCUGGAGACUCCGGGAGGACAGUUGACUUUCGGGAGACUUGGGGAGUGCCGUUGUUUAAGAACUGAAUGACCGGAUUUCACAGUGUCCACGGAGCUCACGGUCCUGCCAUAGAUUAGACUUACCAUCAAUAAUGGCAUGAAAUGUAGAGUUCCUCCGU